CUCAGGCUCAUGCUCAGGCCGCGGAACUGAGCUUUUCAUAUAAAUUAAUUUUGACCGGCGAGCGUGGGAGCGGUUUAGAAAUUUAACAAGGUUAUUGGACAGUACCGCAGAUAGUACCUAGCCUAUGUAAUUUAUCAGUGACUUAAUUGUUUCGUCCGUGUCAUGCGGAUUCGUCCGACACCGCCUCGCCACAUCAGUCUGCUCGCCGCGACCCUUGACGACGACGACGACCUCGCCUGACCCAACUUCCGCCGCCUCCCAAAGUUGCGAUGGCCCUCGCCAGCAAGACGAAGCACGCGCUGCACUGCUGCGCAUGCAUCGGCUUCAUCGUCGGCUUCCAGCUGUUCGCCGGCGGCAUCCGCACGGGCCGGCACCGCUUCGACGACGUGCGGCCGCUCGAAGACUACGGCGUCGUGCUCACCGUCAUUCUCUACGUACUGCGUCUGCUCACGCUACUGCCGCUGCCAAUGUGCAUCUUCGAGUUCGUCGGGCUACUGUUCUUCAACGCGUUCCCCGAGCGGCCGACGCUGAAGGGCUCGCCGCUGCUCUGCCCGCACGUGUGCGUGCGCGUGGUGACGCGCGGUGACUACCCGCAGCUUGUGCGCGACAACGUCACUCGCAACGUCGCGACCUGUCUCGACGUCGGCAUGGACAACUUCAGCAUCGAGGUCGUGACAGAUCACGCGGUCCGUCUGCCGAAGAGCGCGCGCGUGCGCGAGAUCGUUGUGCCGUCGUCGUACAAGACAAAGUCCGGCGCGCUGUUCAAGGCGCGUGCGCUGCAGUACUGCCUGGAGGACGACGUAAACUCACUCAGCGACGACGACUGGAUCGUACAUCUCGACGAGGAGACGCUGCUCACCGAGAACUCGAUGCGCGGCAUCAUCAACUUCGUCAUGGAUGGUAAGCGGGACUUCGGGCAGGGCCUGAUCACGUACGCGAAUGAGGACGUCGUCAACUGGCUGACGACGCUCGCCGACAUGAUACGUGUCGCGAUGGACAUGGGCCGCAUCCGUGCGCAGUUCCGCAUCUUCCACCGGCCGCUGUUUGCGUGGAAGGGCUCGUACGUGGUGGCGCGCGCACGCGCCGAGCGCGCCGUCACGUUCGACCACGGCCCCGCCGGCUCGAUCGCCGAGGACUCGUACUUUGCAAUCGUGGCGGCGCGCGACGGCUACACGUUCGACUUUAUCGACGGCGAGAUGUGGGAGAAGAGCCCGUUCACCGUGCACGACUUUCUGCAGCAGCGCAAGCGCUGGAUGCAGGGCAUCUACCUCGUCGUAACGGCGUCGGCCUUGCCGUGGCGAAACAAGUGGCUGCUCGCCGUCGCACUGUACGCGUGGGUGACGAUGCCGCUGGCGACGUCCAACGUCGUGCUCGCCGCCAUCUUUCCGAUCCCGUGCCCGCAGGUGUUCGACAUCGUCGUCUGUUUCACGGCCGGCAUGACGCUCUACAUGUACGCGUUCGGCGUCGUGAAGUCGUUCAGCGCGUACCGCGUCGGCGUCGUGCGCCUCGCGCUGCUCUGCGCCGGCGCCAUCUGCACGAUACCGUUCAACGUCGUCAUCGAGAACAUUGCCGUGACGUGGGCGCUCUUCGGCAACAAGUACCGCUUCUACGUCGUCGGCAAGGAGCUGAAGCCGGCCGUCAUCGUCUAGGCGACUGCUCCGGAGCAAGCGUACGCACGCAGUAACGUUGCGUGGUUCGGGGGUGUUGACAGGAACGACGACUCGACCACCGUGCGUCUCCACACGCGACUGCAGGAGUUUGACGCGGCUAUGCGUUGGUCGUACGCCGAAACGCGCGAGAUUCCUGUGAAGACGCAUAGAUCUGUCUUCUCGCGGCCAUGGCGUAACCGCGCCACACAUUGUCGUGCGUGCCGUUGCAUUUUUGUGCGUAGCCUUGUUCGUCGUGGUAGGUGGUGUCUUCGUGCCGCGGUCUGCACGGCAGUUCGUUUGCUUCACCGUGUGUUGCGGCGGCGCGUACAUGGGUGCAUUUAAGUGUGCAUGCGCACGCGCGGGCGGCAGGUUUAUGAGUACAUGUGAUGUUGUACGAUGUUGUACGAUGUUGUACUCGUAGCAGUAAGUGAGUUGUUUGUUGAGUAGGUUGUUGUUAUCAUAUGUCAUGUGCCAUGUGCAGCGUCUACACUGCCAGAAAUUGCAUAUAUAUAUAUUCUUGCAGCUAGGUAUCCCCCUCCUCUCACCAAGCUAACCGAUUUCCCUAUUUACAUAAUGCCCUCAUUGUCUACCCUUCUUUCCCGAGUGAUUUGAAUUUCGGGAUAUCUUCCUGACUUCCGUGACAGUUAACAUAUUCUGUUUGGUAAAUUACUGUGUUGGUACAUGCACGUUCCCCCAGGUUCUCUUGCAAAUGACUUCAGUGUCUGUCUUCACAAAUACGCCGAACAAAGUCCUCACAAUUGACAAAAUAUCUGACUUAUCUGAGAGGCAAUAAAAUCUGCUUCGUGCAAGAGUUUGUUCACGAAUCCCUGGCUGGGCAGUAAUACGAGGGCAGGCACAAUGAGUGUAUCUGUAUAAACUCGAGAGCUAAUAAUACUAUAAACAGGGUCCGUAGAUGGUAUAUAAUAACAUUAAAAUUAAUAUCAUCUUGAUAUAUAACACAAUUGUUUCAAUAUAUUUAUGGAUAUGUUUUGUUUUUACCUCGCAUAAGUAAUAUGAUGAACCACUAUAACGAUAGAAACAUGGAGAUUUAAUUUUCAUAAUUUUCCGAGCUCUGCUAAUUUGGGCGUUUUAUUAAUUUUGUAAUUUGGGCGUUUUGCUAGGGAUCGUAAGUUGGGCGCCUGUAUUCGAUAUGAAAAAUGGCUUGGAUUAGGUCCUGAUAAAGGUAUUAUUAGCCAUUGAUAAAAUCUCAGUGUCGUGAAAGUCGCAAACCUUUUAUGCCCCGGGAAGGAAACUCCUGGCAGUUACAACUUCCCCCCUUGGGUGUACGAACGCGAACACUACGCGUGGGUGGCCAGCGUACCAUGUGUGUUUGUUGUCGCAACGCCGCUGUCGCUGUACAAAACAGCGUGCGCCUGCAAGUGUCGUCUGCUAUGUGUUGCGUGGGCGGGAAUUGAUUGAGGACUCUUGCAUGCAUGAGAAAGUGCACGGGUCGUCCCGCGGUCAUUCAUAUAUUUAUCAGUACUGUAGCACGGUGCGCGUGCCGUCUUACUGACGCUGAGAGGGUCUA
Priapulus caudatus is the source of this 3177-nucleotide messenger RNA. Its product is annotated as beta-1,4-mannosyltransferase egh-like. Gene Ontology annotation, cellular component: cytoplasm. NCBI's taxonomy places the organism in Eukaryota, Metazoa, Priapulida, Priapulimorpha, Priapulimorphida, Priapulidae. Gene Ontology annotation, molecular function: beta-1,4-mannosyltransferase activity. The coding region runs from base 270 to 1649 and encodes 459 amino acids. The transcript is spliced from 5 exons. The record is from RefSeq and is a predicted model, not a curated record.